Messenger RNA from Fusarium redolens, 1623 nucleotides. RefSeq lists its product as uncharacterized. The transcript has 8 exons. Lineage: Eukaryota; Fungi; Ascomycota; Sordariomycetes; Hypocreales; Nectriaceae. Bases 1 to 1623 code for a protein of 540 amino acids. The record is from RefSeq and is a predicted model, not a curated record.
AUGUCCUUCGGAUACGCUGUCGGCGAUGUAGUUGCCGUUUUGGGUCUUUUUGAGCGCAUCGCUAUUGAGCUGCGCAACUACAAAGACGCUCCGGCGCAUUUCCAACUUCGCGCCGAAUUGAAUCUCGUGCGCAACACCCUUAAACACGUCUUGAAUCUUGACCCUGAAUGCGUGGAAGAACUCCAGACUUUGGAGAAGAUCAGAGCUAUCGUUGUGCAUUGCUCGCAACCCUUGCAAGCUAUGGCCGACAAGAUGCGAUCCAAAGACAGCAGUCUGGGUCAUUUUAAGACAACGAGAAGCCUCAGUGCUAUCGGGAUAAGGCUUCACUGGUCUAUGAUCGCCAAAAGCGAUGUGGACUCACUGCGGCAGACUGUUAUGUCGCAAAUGUCUGCGAUCAACAUUCUCUUGAGUGUGCAGCAACUGUUACAUGCAAAUGUAAUAGCCAGGCAUGCUUCCAAUAUCUUGAGUAUAACAUCGAGAACACAGAGUGCAGUUGACACGCUAGCAGCAGAUGCAAAGGUCAGUGCGGAGAUACAUUCAAAGCAAUCAAAGUCGAUUGAUAAGCACUUGACUGGCAUCGAGACAAGCAUGCUUCACUUGACACGACAAGCAGAAAAGGCGUCGGCCACCGCGCGUCGCCAUACGGCCUUCCUAACUCGCUAUGCGAAAGCUUUGUUUCGUCUUAUGCAAGAUGUAAAGGAAUUAUUCAUUUUGCGCAUGCUCCUUGAUAUAAGCGGACAGCUGAAACGUAUUAUACGAGCUAUCGAGGCUAUACCACUCUAUCCCACGUUAGAUAUCGUGCGGCUUGGCGAUGCCCUCGGCGAAAGCUGGGCCCUUCCGUUACAGGCUUGCAGAACCUGGGAAUUCGUUGUCUAUGCAAAUGAAAGGCCUGGUGUGAAUAACAUUGUACGGAAUCUAUUCGCCCUUACGCAUGCAAAGACCGGGAUGCAAGUCAAUGAAAAUAAUUGGGCUGGUUUGAUCAAGGCAGGUUUCCAUGUUGAGCAAGCCAUGGUCAUUAGAGCAGUUCAUUUAGCAGAGAGGUCAAGGGUUGAUAAAGAGAAGUUUGGCCCUCAAUUGCCCCGGGUCGAGGCUGAGCAGAAAACAGAGAGUUUUCGCAAGGUUAAAGUAAUCUAUCGAGCAAAGUCUAUUCGAGAUGUUGCGGAUGCAUAUGCUCGGCUAGUUGAGAACCCUAAUCAUUUGACAGCAAAUGCGAUUGUUGGUCUAGAACUGCUUCGAGUUGUAGAACAUCACUAUGAAGACGAACGUGCUCGGGAGUUAAUACGUUAUUUGAAGUUUGUCGUCACCCAAUACGUGGACUCCUAUCACAGCUUGGCAAGAGCUGUGAGGCUAAAUCCUUACCUGUACGAAGCUUGGUAUAACCUUGGCGUUUUAGUAGCUGAAUUUAAAAAAUGCACUGAGUUAAUGCCAGGCUUGUCCGAUGCUUACGAUUCUAAUGAGGAGGUGUUGCGAACUUGCCUUAUUCGCACCAUGAUCGAGACCCCUCUCCAGACACAGUACGAGGCUGUGGACCAAGCUGAAGGUGAAUAUAUAACCCUCAAUCCUAUUCAGGAGACUGGACAACGAGGCUCAGAUGAUGAUACUGAUGAGGAAUACUCUGUCUAA